Molecule: messenger RNA, 9938 nt
Organism: Cinara cedri
Lineage: Eukaryota; Metazoa; Arthropoda; Insecta; Hemiptera; Aphididae
Source: the annotation of a GenBank genome assembly
GCGUUAUCGAAUAAAGGCGACACGUCGACGUCAUAUCAGGAGCCAACUUCAUGAGUCACGAAUAAAUUGUGGUUCUGUGGAUGGAAUAUGUAAAUUGUAAAUUGUAUUAUGUAAUACUUAGUAAUUGUUAAACAAUUUUUUUUUUUAAAUAUAUUUACCUUAGAACGUGUAGAAUAAAUUAAUAAUUACCUGUAGUCAUUUAAUUUUCGUUGUAAAAAUACUAUAGUUAAAUUAUAUUAUGGUAUCCUACCCCUAGAGAUAAUCGUUACUAUGCAAUUUUUUUAAAUUGUGUUCGUGAUACCAUAAAGUGUUAUUAGAUUUAUAAAUUGAGUACCCAAUUUUAUUAUUUACUGUAAGUAUGAAACAUUUAACUAACAAAACUCCUAAAAUUCUUCAGGAGCUCAUGACUCAACAGGACAAUUCAGUAAGUAGAUGCUAAAACUAUUUUCAAACAAAUAAAUUUCAAUUAUAUUAUUUUUAGAAAUGUUUUGAAUGUGGCUCCCAUAAUCCACAAUGGGCUUCUGUAUCAUAUGGCAUAUGGAUUUGUUUAAUGUGUUCAGGAAAACACAGAGGUCUUGGAGUCCAUCUGUCAUUCGUCCGGUCUAUUACUAUGGAUUCCUGGAAGGAUUUAGAAUUAGAAAAAAUGAGAGUAUGUUUUUAAAAUUUAAAAAUAAAAUAAAAAAAUGACUUCUUCUAUUAUUAAUAUAGGUAACUAAAUGUUUUCUUAAAUACCAUUACAUUUAAUUUUCAGGUUGGAGGAAAUAGAAAUGCUGUGGAAUUUUUUAAAUCUCAACCAGACUGGAAUGAUUCAAUGACUAUUGAACAAAAGUAUAACACUAAAGCAGCAGCCUUAUAUCGAGAUAAAGUUUGUGAAAUUGCUUACUUGAUUGAUUCAUUUAUUUGAGGAUUAAAUAUUUCAUUAAUUUUACCUAUUUAUCUAUCUACAGAUUUUAAAUUUGGCCAAGGGAGAACAAUGGAGUCCUACUACAUCAUCAGCUAAAGAUUACAGUGUAGAUCAUAUAAAAAUGUAAUUUAAGCUUACUUAAUUAUAAAUUUUUAUAUCUAGAAACUUAAAUUGUUAAUUUCUAUUAGGACAAGUAGUCAAUCUCAGAGAUACAAUUUUAACGAGCCAUCUACUACCUAUAAUGAAACCAACUCUGGUUAUCAAAAUGAUGUUAUUAGUCCAAAUAUCAAAGAUGAGAAAGAAGCAUUUUUUGCUAGAAAACAAUAUGAGAACAUGACAAGACCCGAGUAAGUAAAUUAUAGCAAGAAAUAAAAAUAAAAUAACAUUAUAAUAAUUGUUUAAAAAAUAAAUGUAAUUUUAUAUGCUGAUGGAGUAUGGCGGUGUAAUCAGAACUUAGCCAUCAAACUAGUUUUUUAAAGUUUCACUGUUUAUACAUUAUGUUUAUUGUUUUAUAAUUUUUAAAUACUAAAUAUUUAAAACUAAAAUUAUUAUAUAAUUUAUAUUAGACAUUUUUUUUACAUUCUUAGAUAAAAGCUGAUACUGCUGAUGGGUGUAUCACUAUUAUAAUAUAUAGGAUAUUGGGAAGGUUAGAUAUAUAAUGUUGUUUAAUUUAUAUUUGUACUCAACCAUAAUAGCUGUCAAAAUACGAUUCUGGGUGAAGUUCAAGUAACUAUAUUUGAAAAUUUUUGUCAAAUUUUAAAUGUUAAACCCUUAUAAAAAAACAUAGCUCUACUUUUUUUUUAUAGAAUUUCUUUUGUACAUGUACAUACAUUUUCUGGUUUUCAAGAUAGAAAUUUAAGUAUAUUUAUUUUAAUUUGCAAAAAUCAUAUUAAAGUUAUUCAGUUUUUAAGAGCUCUGCAGAGUUUCUAUUAUAUUUUUGUGUUCCUUAAUUCAUAAUAUGAACUAUUUUUCAAUUCAAGCACUGUGGAUAGCUUCAAAAUAUUUACAAAAACUUUAUCAAAUUUGAUUUUAUCUAAAACAUUUUAUUUAUGAAAUUUAUAAACUCAUAGGUUGUAUGUGAAUAUUAUAAAAUGAAAACUAACUAUGACUGCUUAGUUCUUAUUACGCCUUUGUACAAUCAAUUGAUUUUACGUAAGUCUUAAUAUAAAUUUGUUUAUAAAAAUUAACUUCUAAAUGUUUCAUUAUUUUUGUUGUAUAGAAAUGUGCCUCCAAACCAAGGUGGACGUUAUGCUGGUUUUGGUAACACAGUCGAACAGCCAUCCAGAAGUCAAUCUCAAGAUCUUCUUGACUCUGCAGUGUCAUCAUUUUCUAGUGUAAGUAAUUAAAUAUAUCUAAAAAGCUAAAAUAAUAAAACAAAUUUUAAAUUCGGAUUAGACCAAAGGAUCUUUUGGUUUUACUAUGAUGUGUGGUUUUUUCCUGUCUGUAAAUAACUUUGAACAGCAAACUUCCUCCAAUAAAAAAAAAAAUCCAAAAACUUUUUUGUUGUUUUUUUUGUUCUAGUUGGUACAUUUAAGAGUCAUUUUUUUACUUUACAAAAAAUUUAAAUAUAAUCAGGAAAAAUCGAAAAUAAAAAUAUAGGGAAAGCCAAUUCCACAUGACUCAUAUACUUAGUGAACAUCGUACUCAUGUAUGUUCACUGAGUAUUGUAACCUGACAAUUAUAUCGCUCCUAUAUGAUUUGUGCACUUACCAAUCAUCAUGUAUAGUUUAUUUGUCAUUGCCAAUACUCAAAACAGUCAAGGAUGAGUCAUGUGGUAAAUUUCACGUUUAUGGUAUUAUAAAAACGUAAUUAUUUAUAAUUCCUUUGAUACAUUCAUCAAAAACCAAUGGGAAACGACAAGUGGCUCGGCAAGUAUAAAUAAUCGCCAUACUUGACUAUAAAACACCUUCUGGCAUGACUUGUAAAACAUCACAAUUUAUGUUUAAUUACCUAGUACACAAAUCUGUUUAAAACGUCAAAUAUUUAGCGGGAACUGUGAAGUUAUUGAUUUUAUUACUUUUAAUUUGUAUGCACUAUGUUUUCUAUGAGAAAUAUUGAUUCCACAGAAAUACAAUAAGAGAUCUUUUUUGUUUUACUUUUAAUCCAGUACAUAGGAAAGUCAGUUUUUGAUUUUCCUUGUAAAAAAUUGAGCAAAACCAAAAAAAAAUAAAACUUAGAAAUAGCAGGAAAGUUUACAAUUAUAAUGGUUUUAUUAUUUUCAAUUUUGUUUUUUGUUGUAACUUAGUUUAAAAUGUUUAUAGAAAUCUUAUAAUCCUAUAAUUUAUUAUCAAAUCUAUAAUUCUAAAUGUGGUAACAUUUUCAGAAUAUUUUGGCAAUUUUUUAACUAUUUAUAGGCAUUCCAUGUUUACGAGUUUUUUUAUAUGGUUUUUAUUUGGUAGAUACUAUGUGGAUAUAAUUUUUUGACAUUUCAUAUAUUAUAUACAAUAAUUAUAUAUAUUUAUAUUUAAUAUUUCAAUAAAAUAUUUGUAGGGCUGGUCAUUGUUUUCCAACUCUGCAUCAAAAUUAGCAUCUCAAGCAACACAAAGUGCCAUUAAAAUUGGUGGACUAGCCACUCAAAAGGUAUCUGAUUUAACUACUGACAUAAGUUCAAAGGUAAGUUGCAUGCAUUUAUUAUAUUGCUAAAUUUUAAUUUUAAUUUUUAAUAUUAUCAUAUUUUCAAGCAUUGUAAAUAAUGAUUUUUAUUAGAUAGUAUUUUUUAUAAAUAAUUAUUGAGUAGAAUUUGAGAUUUAUUGAACCUAUUUUAAUUUUAAUUAUUUAAAUAUAUUUCCUUUAGUUUAAAUUGACAAAUAAAUGCUCAAAAAAUAUAUCAUUGAGUACAAUUACUAGUAUAUUACAAUUUUUAAAUAAUAAUUUUCAAUUGUUCAGUAGUUUAUAAAUAGCUAUUUAUUAAUUCUAUUUAGAUUAUAUUUUCUCAAGAAUUACCACUUUUUAAAAAGUAAACUUAAUAAACUACUGUAUUUUCCAACUGUAUUAAUUUACAUUGGUAUUAUAAAGUUUUUAAAAAUAAUAACAAUUCAUUUUAUUUAAUAGGUUAAAAAUAUCUUUUACUCUGCUUUUAUCCCAACUAUUUGUGGUGGCCAUCAUUAUUAUAAACUUCCACUUGACCUGUUCUUUUAUAUCAUACUCACAAACACUGGAUAUCAUUCUCAAUUGCUUCCGACUACCCCUUUUUUUGUUCUCUCUCUUCCCUUCUUUUCUCCUAAGUUUAUUUUCAUUAUUAUUCUUACUACUUGUGAUUCCUCGCUCCUUAUAACAUGCUCAAAUCAUCUCAGUCUAUUUUCCUCAUUUUUUCUAUUAUUGAAACUAUGCUUAUGUUACUUCUUAUAUAAUUAUCUGACGCUUUACUCUAUUUAAUUCAACCACUCUUAAUCAUGUAUCAUGUCUCUUUCAAAGUCGCUAUUUUUUAUACCAAAAAUCUUGGCUACUAAAAUCUCUUAAAUGUCACUGUUUAUUGUUAUUACUUGCCCAUUUUUUUCAAACUCAUACUCUAUAUAGAUUAUAGACUGUUUUACUUGUCGACCCAAUACAGUCUAAUUUUUCACCUUAUAUGAUAAAUAUAUGAGAUAUCAUGGCGAUCUUUUCCCACCUUGAAAUAUAGAUUAAAAAUAUGUUUACACUAUUUUGAAAACAUUAUUUUUAUUUGUUUUGUCAUAAAUAAAUCAGAAUAAUAAAUUAAUUAAUAAUAAGGUAGUAAUUAUUACAAGGAUGACUAAGGUUUCACAUGAUAACUGUAUACUUACACCAAUUGGUAUUAUAAUGACCUUUCAGCAACAUGUUUGAUGCCAUUUAAUGUCAAAUAUGAAUUUAAUGUAAAUAGUUUAGUAUUCCCCAUGCGUAGCUGAAUGGUAUUUUAUUAUUAAUUAGCAUAUUCAAAAUGGUAUAGAUUAAAAAGUAUGUACUAGGGUAGGGUUCUAAAAAUAGCAAAAUUAUUAAUUUAUAACAAAAUUUAAAAUUAUUUUUAAAAUUAAAUUAAAACCAUUUUGUUAUACAUUUAUACUUGUUUAUAUGUUAAUUUUUUCUAACAAUAAAUACAUUUUUUUGAUUCUAUACACAGUAUUACCUACGUACUUUAACUCUUAUACAUUUUCUUUUUUGCUUUAAAUUAAUAGUUAAAUAUUGAUAAUUUUGAUAAUUAACUAAAUUAUCCGAUUAUUACCAAUCUCUGCACUACAGUGAGAACUGCAGAAAGACAUUAGCAGUUAACAUGUUAAACUAGAUUUAAGUUUUAUUAGGGAGUUCUCAUAUUAGUUAAAAUCUAUUACAUAAUCUAUAUAUAUAUAUAUAAAAGCGAUAAUGGAAAUCUUUGUUAUAGGUUGGCUUCAAAACUACUUAUUCAAUCGUCAUGCAGUUUUUUUUAAAUUAAAGCGGACAUCACAGAGCAGGUUUUAGGCAUAAAUUUAGUCCGAUAAAGUUAAUAAAUAAUUCAAAUGAACGUAUAAAUUGUAUACCAAAAAACCUUAGUAACAUGGAUAAAAUGGAAAAAAAAACUAUGUGCUUUACUGAGUUGGUAUCUAUGGUUUCUUUUCAAUUAUAAUUUCCUAAAUGUACUAUCUUCAUUAUCUAUGUCAUUAUUAUACAGUUUUCUACAAUGAAUUACGUUUUUGAUGUAUUACAAUUUUUGUUUGUUGCUGUAAUCAGCCGCGCUCUUUUUUUCUUUUCUUGGUUAUUUUUUUAUUUAUCACAUAAUGAAAAGGAAAUCAAAUCUUAAUCGUUCCACCAAUAAUGACAAGAAGAUCUGCUUAUCUAGAAACAAUCAUUCACAAACGCACAAUCAAAAUAUAGACCAAUUUUACGAGGUUUUUUCGCAAAAUAAUCUGCAUUGUUCUUAACUAUUGAAAUUUCUGAUCUGCUCAAUAGAAGUAAUAGAUCUAACCUAUAGUAGUUUAAGUUUACAAAAUAGUAAUUUAUAGGUAAUUUUCAUUGCUUUAUAACCAUAUAAUUAAUUUAUAUAAGUUUGAAAUGCAAAUUAAAGAAAAACUAUUUUUAAAUAUUUAUGGGUAAUAAUGAUUAACUACAGUGUUUUGAUAGGGAUUAAAAUAGAAAAUCUAGGGUAAAACGUUUUUAUUACACAUGUGUUUGGCAUGAAACAGCUAUUAUAUUACAAAAAACUAUAGAUAUUAUAGGCAGUGCUGUAAAAAGAUACUUUAAAUUAGUAUCAAGUUACAGAUAAAGAUAUAUUUUAUUUAAAAUUGUUUAGAUACAUUUAGGAAAAGAGAUAAUUUUUUUCAUAAAAUAUUUUAUUUAAAAAUAUAGAAUUAUAACAAUAAUUUUUAUCUUCAUUUUAUGUCAGUUUUCAAGUAUAAUUUUAUUCUUAUAAAGUUAUAAGUUAUUAUACAAUCAUUGUCAGUUAUAACUUAUAAUACAUAAUAUAUAACAAUAUUCAAAUAUUGGUUAAUUUUUAUUGCAUAUGGCUUUGGUUAAAUUAAUAAGUAAUACAAUAACAUUAAGCAUAAAAAAAUUUUACUUUAGAUAAAUGUUUCAAAUAUUUGUGGAAAACAGUGAUAAACUGUAAAUAGUAAUAAUAAUAAUAAUAAUUCAUGAGGUAAUUAAUAAAAUAUAUUAACAGGAAAGUAAACAAAAGUGAGUUGCUAUUGGAAGAGGCUAUAGGUGUACAGUUAGCUUGCGCAUCCAAUCUAUUGCUUUGAUAUUGCAGCUGUGAAUAUCUUCUGGUGCUCCUUCAAAUUUGGUUAGAGGGCACUCUGACACUAUGUUUGUUCCUCCUCUCACUUGCAUGCAGCUGUUUCUAAGAAACCCCAUUUGUGUAAAAGGUGAUUACUUUUUCCCUGAUCAGUACUCAGAUCUUACUCGCAUUCAAUGUUAGGUGCCAUAUGUUAAUUAUUGUUAUAAAUAUAAAUAUAAAAUAAAUAAUGGGUAUUAACCAUUUGUCAAUAUACAAUAGUCAUACACUCAUACAUAAUAAUAAUGAAAUCAGAAAAUAAUACAUAUCAACAAUAAAUUGUUAUUUAAAAUGUAUCUAGAUAUAUUGCAGUACUGAUUAUAAGUAAUAUAUUAUGAAUUAGAUUAAUGUAUACUUAUAUAAAUAAUAAUAAAUCUAUCCUAAUAUAAAAAAAAAAAAAUAGUUAUUUGUUUAGUGUUAGUGUUUAUUUUAAUUUUGUUUUGUAUUAUUUAUAGCAUGUAGUUCAUUUCAGUUUUAUGAUUUAUGUUAUGCUUAUUUAUUUUUUGGUCAGAUAAAAGAAGGUACUUUAAUUGAUGGCGUAUCCAAUCAAUUUUCUACUAUGUCUACAAAGGUAAAUUUUUUUAAAUUUAAAUUAUAACCUAUGAAAAGUAGGUAACUUCAAAUCAUUUAAAUUUGUGUGCUUUUAUAAACAUAAUAAUAAUAUUUUAUUUUACUAUAAUUUAGGUAAGUGAUUUAAGCCGUAAAGAGUGGCAAAAUAUUACCGGCAGUAAUAUUGCCACUCCACCAAAAUCACAUUCAACUAACUUUGUAGCACAUUCCACUGAAAAUUCUUCAUUAAUUUCUGAUGGCUCAUCUGGAAAUCAAAAGUAUGUCUUAUUAUUUGUCAUUAUAUUGUAAAAUGUCUAAUAUUGGUUUAAUAAAAAACUAUUGUUUAUAUAAUUUUAAAUAUAAUACAGUAUUAUUUAUGCUUUUGUGUUUAAUGACAUAAUAAUGUUAUUAACUUUUGAUAUUUCAAGAGGCUUACAUUUUUAACUUUUUUUUUAUAAAUUUAAAAAAAUGUAUUUAUUUGACUUGUUAAAUAACUUUCUAGAGUUAGAAAUUGUUUAAUAAUUGUUUGAACAAUUUAUAUAAUUCUUAUACGCAUUAAAAUAAAUGCAUACAUAAAUAAUUAUUUAAAAUUGAGUUAACCACUCGUUAAUGCAUAGUGAUCAAUUAAUUUUUCAGCUGAUAUUAAACAUUAAUUAUCUAAUGUAGGGAUAUAAAUUAUGACUAAUACAAUAAUAUAGUUACGGUUAUUAAUUUGGUUAACAAGGAAAUAUAUAUUAUUUGUGACACUAUUGUUAUUAGAAAAUAUCAUUAUUUAUUUAAAUAUCAGUAAUGACAUAAGUAUUACAUAUAAAUGAAUAGAAUAAAUUUUAAAGAUAUAAGUAGUACUUAAAGAAUUUUUAAAAUGACAUAUCACAUAUUUACAAAUUAAGAUAUUUAAUUUAUUUAGAUUUUGUUACAUAAGCAUAAUACGAGAUGUGAUACAAAAAUAACAAGACUUUCUUAAUGUUUUUAUUUUCAAAAUUGUACAAUUUAAUGUUUAUUGCCUUAAAAGUAGUUUUAUUCAGAAUUUGAAAAUAGUUCUGUCAAUCACUUUCAAUCAGACCUUUUAGAAGUUCUGCUGUUUUCAUUUUUAUGUCAUUAACCGUUUGAUAAUGGGUUCCUUUCAAUGAAUUUUUAAAUUUAGGAAUUGGUAAAACUGUAACAGUCACAAGAAGCAAUGUCUGACGAUUAGGGGGGUGUUGCAAUAUAUAAUUUUUUUUUUCAAUUAAAAAGUAAUGAAUUGAAAUUACGCUAUGAGCUGGAACUGUGUCUUGGUGAAAGAACUCAACCAUUUUUCCUGAGAUCUGGUUGUUUCAUUUUCAACACAUUCUCUAAAUUUAAUUAAUACCUCUGUAAUAAUAAUGAAUAACUGAUCAACAAUCUUUCUAAAUUACACUGUUAAUUUUGUCAACAAAUUUUUAUUUAUUAAAGACAUGGUAGGAUAUCGUCAUCUUCAAUGACUUCUCUUUCAAUACAAAAAGUACACAACCAUUUAUUUCAUUCAAAAACGAGAGCUCGUUUGCAUUCUUUGUCAUAAACUUCAUUUAUUUAUAGAAACAAAUCUGACAUGUUAACAACGUUUGAUUUCUGAUUAUAAUAUUAUUCCAGUAAAAUUGUUGAAUGCAAAAAUAUUACAAAACAUAUACACAUAAAAAAAAAUCAAUCAAUUACACUUAAACUGAUAGUAUACUUAGAUAAGUAUUUCAUAGCGAAAAUUCUUAUAAUUUCUAUUUAUAUAACAAUAGUUUAGUUUUAUUGAGAAAGUAUCUUUAUUUUUUGUAACACUUUCCUAACCUGUUUUAAUUUUUGAUUUAUGGUUUAUUUUUUUUUAUUAGAAAUGUACAACGGAAAAACAGCUGGACAUCAUGGGAUGUAAACAGUACUCAUGCAUCAUCUUCAGAUCAAACAACUGAAAAAUACCAACCAAUUCAAGAUGAUUGGAAUAACAAAUGGGAUAAUAAUUGGUAGAUGAGCGUCAAUAUAUAAAUUAAGUUUGUACGUGUAAAAAAAAUAUUCAAGUAUAUAUGAGAUGUCAUAUGAGAAUUUUCUAAUCUAAAGUGGUGGAGUAAUAGAGUAAGCACUAUUCCCCAUAUUUUAAGUGGUAAAUCUUUUUAGGGCAUUCUCUAUGUAUUUAUAUAUAUAUAUAUAAAUGUUAUUUUCCAUUCCAAUAAUACAAUAUUUUACGUUAUUCAAAUUGAUUCUUAAAACUUUUAUGAUGUCAACUAAUUAAAUACUAUAUGAUUUAAUUGUUUUAUUAUAAUAUCAAAUAUUUUAUUGAUCUUUAUGAAUAUUCAUUUUAAUAAGAUGUUAUUAUUGUAGUUAAAUACUUUAAGUAAAACAAAUAUAAUAAUAGUAAUAAUGCUAAUAUUUACUAUCAUGAAUACAAAUUUAUUCUUCAUUUGUAAUUUUACAUUCUGUGUGAUGUAGCUAUUUGUUUUACUAUGAUCUGUUUUUUUUUCCUCAUAAGACACUUUUUCAGAUAGUAAAACGGCUCAAUUUUUUUCACGCAGUAUCUCAAAAGAUUAAAAAUGUCAAAAAUUAACCCCAUAGGUUCUUUGAGAUUCUAAAUGGUACGAGAAAUGUAUUGGUUUUACUGUAAUGUGUGUUUAUUUUUUUGAUUUUUAAUUUUUUGAGUAAAUAUCUUUUUUCCUUUUCUACCGGAAAUCUUGCUUCAAUCAAUGGCAAAAGAUCUUUUUGGAUUCAUUUUAGAUCUUGUUAAUGUAUUAAGUAGGCUAUUUUUUGAUUUUCCUUGUAGUUUUCUUAAUAACUUAGAAAAAAAUUUAUGGC